UUAAGAUUUAAUUUUGAGCGCGUAUGUUUGCCAGAAAGUAUUAUUUCAUUUUCAAAUUAAAUCCAGUGCCACAUGCAAGUUAAAGUAUUGUUUUGUAAGAUAAUAAAAAUAAAUGGAAAAAAUUGAGGCUGCAUUAAAAGGAACUCGCCAAGAGGCUGAGAGUAUAGUGCCAGAAAUUGCAAAAACCGUUGAAAGAUAUGGAAAAUAUGGUGGCAGUGAAGGACGCCAAAACCAAUUGAUAUAUUGUUAUAAAGUUUUACGAAAAAUCUGUGUGGUUAUAGCAAAUUACAAGGCGACGCACUAUGAUAUUUACUGUGAUAUUUUAAAACGGGCUUUUGAACCUCAUAUAGAUCCAACAGCGAGUGGUCAAUAUUGGUCUAAAUAUUUGGAAUAUUGGCGAUAUUUUCAUUAUUUGAUAAUGGAAAAGGAUUUAUAUACGCAGGCAUCAAGAAUAUGUGCACAUUUUGCUUCACAGUCAAAUGUAUUGAUAAACGAGGAUGAUUAUCAAUUCAUAAUGAGUACAUAUUUUCAACAUUUACUUGUACAACACAAGCACAGUUCUUACGAUAUUAAAUCAGCUGAAAGAGGCUCCUUGUAUAUUUUAAAUCGUUUAAUAGAUCUUUUUACAGCUAUGCUUAAAUGCAAUACUGAUUUGAAUUUUUGCUAUCCAAAACUUUUGUCACAUUUCAUACAAUAUGGGCUACCCAAACGUGCGUUUAACUUGUACGACUAUACCGAAUCUUUGUCAAAUACAGCUACAAAAAUGUUUGACACUUUUUUUACGCUUUUGGCACAGUUGAAGACUCCGCUGACUUCAAAGGCAGAUGCAGAGUUAGAAGCUCAAUUUCACAUUAAAGCCUUUCUCGAUUUUUUGGAGUUUGAUGUAAACAGCAGUCGACAUCAUUCUUUAGUCAUGAAGCAUUUACGAGCGUGUCGUGAUAUAACUAACUUGCAAAGCAAUAAAUCUAUGGGAUAUCUGUUCUGUUUACUCUAUUAUUAUGUAAAAUUUGUUUAUACGACAGAAUACACUGCAAGCUCAGCAUUUUCUUACACUGAACUUUGUCACAAAUUCAGUAGUUUCCUUGAUAAAUUUGGUGUCACUUUAAUUGAAUCUGCAUGGUCAAAGGACAUUCUCGCAGCAUUUAUUAUGUUUUUAGAAAAAGUGCACGUUUAUGAUACUCCGACGCAAGUGCUUCCUAGCAUUUGGCUAAAGAUAAAUACGGUUGAAGCAUACGUUGCUCAUUUUCAAUUAAUAUCCAGUCUUAUUAAAGUCGCUGGAGGUGUAACUGAAAGUAGUUUAAAAAAACUAAGUUGUUGCAGUAGUGUUAGAAAGCAUCUAAUAUUAUCUCUAUCCCAGUUUGCACUUGUGGCGUAUAAUUACUUUAUUAUCGACAUCAGGGAAUUUGCUACAGAGUUAGAUGUUGUAGAUAAUAGCUUACUGAAAAUAAUACGCCAUUCAAUUGAUGUGUUAAAUAGCAUGUCAUGUUCUAACAAACCUUAUCACUUUCGCUACAUGUACGCACAAUUUUCAAGUAUAACACGAAAUAUAACAACUACAGCAAAUGCCAAAAUGUGUGUUACUCUAUGUGAGAUGCUAGUAAAAGUCAAAAACAAUUUUGAAGCAACGGAUUGGUCAUUAUUGCUAAGACGUAUUUACAAGACAGUAUUGGUUUCCGAUGAUAAAAAGCUGAUGAAGCAAUUGCAUUGUUAUUACAUAGCAUCUAUGCUGCAUGUGACAUCACAACCUGAUUUAGCAGCAAUGCGUAAUCAAAUAGCAAUAUUUCAUUCAUCAGCAUUUGACCAAGACUCUGAUAUGUGUUUGUUGGAACUGUAUGAAAAGUCAGUAGGUGCACUGAAACCUACCCUCGAGCCACAUCAGAAAAGGUUAUUGCACUGGUUAGAGUUGCAGCAUAUAAAUGAGUAUAAAAAAGGAAAUCUUGUGCUACGAAAGUCAUUAAUAAGUUAUAGUCAAACGGAAUUUGACACCGUAAUGUCAGUACGUGGAGGUAAACUGCAAUCAGACACUACUGUUAAUAUAAAUUCUAUCUAUGAAAGACUGAAAUCCAAAGUUAAAACAAAUAAAAGUUUAAAUCGUUUGGAGCAUCUUAUGUUUGCGCAUGUGAGUGCAUAUUUUUUGCGCGUAAAGACUGAAAAAAGACCAUCAACGGAUGCAACUAAACACUGCAUUGAAGAGAAUUUGGAAGAUUUAAUGCAACACAAAGAGUUGCUAAGUAUUACUGUAUCUACAGAGUGGUUACUACUGGAUGAAGCGGCAGAUAGUCUACAGUCAUUUGAAGCUUUCUUUUAUAAGAUCGAUACAGACUUUUUGUGUAAUGAUGGAGCGUUCCUUGAUUGGAAACUUAUACUUGAUGAUAUUGCAACAAUUGCUCUUACAUUCAACCUAUCAGGCUAUUCAAAAUAUGCCAUAGAAGCUUGGCUUUUACAUUAUAAAAUUGCUGACACAAUUGACGAUCAUUUUAAUUGUCUGCGUAGUUUAACUCAGCUGUGUGCAUCAUCAGAACAAAUGGAAAAUAGCGGAAAGGGAAAAUCGUUCGAUUUACAGAAGCACAUCGAUAGAAAGUUGCCUUUUAUAUUGCAAUCAAUACAAAACAUAUUACCACUACUAAAGCGUCACCAAAAUUAUUUACUCAAUUGUUUGACACAACUUUCGUAUUAUUACGCGCGCAAAGGUAAUCUCUGUUAUACUCAAAUAAUGAUGAAUUUAAUUGAGAGUACGCACGCUGAAUUACCAGACCGCGCAGAUAAAUAUGAUAUAAUAAAGUUCACACUGCAUGUUGUAAAAUUUAAGAUACUGUGGAAAAACUUGGGUAAUGAAUUAUGUAAAACGGAAACCGAUUUGGAGUUGAAACAGUCCUGUUUACUACGCCAUGUUAUGGCAUUAGUAGACCAAGUUCGCAAUGUUGUCUUCAUUUGUUCUGAUGAUUACACCACCUUUCUAAUACUAAUGUUUGACUUUAUUCAACAAAUAGCUGAAUGCGCUUGCAAUCGCUUAACUGAUAAUAUAUUGAGUGGAUUUUUUAUAUCUAUACUGAAAAUAGGCAUUCAAAUGGGUUUGGCUUUACGAAUUGUUCAAAUAUUUAGUUCAUGGAUGAUGACCAAUUUACAAAUGGAACAAAUUACAAAAGCACAAACAAAGUUAAAGUUAUUGGAAUGCAUAUUAGGUUUGGGAAACUGCUCGGUAUUAAAGCAAAUGAAAAAAGAAUUGCAAUCUGUUGAACCAAAAACAGAAAAUGCUUUAGAUGAAGUCAAUUUGUGCAUGGAACCCAUAAGAAAAAUGGUAGUUACGCAAUUAUCUCCAAUUCAUGGGAAAAAUCUUAAUCUUAGCGCUUUGAUUGUAAAACAAGAUUUGAAUCGGUUCUUAAAUUGCUCGAAUAAAUUAUUGAAGAAGCAUGAAGUACUGGAAUGGUCAUAUUUUAUUGUUGGUUGUCUGAAUGCACGUUUAUUGUUUCUCGCUUUUAAACACGAUGCUUUGGAGGUGUUUUAUGAAAACUGUUACAAAUGGUUACAGGAGAAAAAAGAAAGACUUCCACCUGAAAACUAUCCACAUGUAGAAUUGUUUUUUACGCAGCAUUAUGUCAAUUAUCUGCGGGCAAUAAAAAAAUAUGAAAAAGCUCUAACAUAUCUUAAAAAUGUCAUUACAAAAACAAAUAAUAUGAAUCGGAAUUUAGAUGUUGCUUAUCGUAUUAAUUUCUUAUUACAAAUUCAAGCAAUCGAACGGGAAUUGGAACAAAAAUCGAAAGAUGCAGCAGAUCCAUCCAAACCAACCAAAUUACGUAGAAUGCUGGAAUACAAUAACUCACCAGUUAUGUUAGACAAGAGUAGAAGUCCAGUGUUUGAUGAGAACCAAAAACAAAAUGUGAAACCUAAGUCAAUCAAUAUGAAUAAAGCUUAUUUAAUAGUAGAUGAGAAGAACAAAAGAAAACCAGUACCAAGAAAUGCAAUACCAAAAACAAGUACCAAAACAUCGAUUGCCGAUGAUUCAAGCCUAAGCACCAAAAAAUCAAGUGUUGAGCCAUGCGCUACCAAUAUUAUAGUGUUGAAUGAUAGCACUGCUGAAACAGAACUGAAAACAAAGAAAGUAACUCCGAAACGCAUCGAGAUUGAUGUGAAAGAUGUAUUAAGUGGUAAUUUUGUAUUUGAUAAAUAUUCCACAUAUGUACUCAAAAAGCCAACAGUAGCUGAACCUGACAGAAAUGGAGAAAGUUCAGCUCAAAAAAAGAAAAGCUCACCUUUGGAAAAGUCAUUAUUGAUGGAAUUUGCUGGUUUAGCGAUUUCAGACGAGAAUGGCAGUCAAGCAUCCAAAGUAGAUGUCAAUAAGGAAAAUGGUACAAAACAGAAAAUUAAGAAUACAGCUCCACUGCGAGAAGUUGUAAUUGAAGUUAGUGAUGUAUUGAGUGGUAAUGUUGUAUAUGAUGAAUUUACCACAUACAUUCUAAAAAGACCAUCAAGUCACACAAUUUUAUCUACUUCUGAAAAAAAGGCAUCGACUUCAAUUCAAAAACAGAAAGAACAGUCUUCACAAAAGUCACUAGGGACUGUGGAUUUAGUAUCUUCAGAUGAAAAUCUUAGUCAAACCUCCAAAGCAAUAGAGAAUAAUAAGAAAGUGAUAACUGCUACACCGAGUACAUCUAAUACAAAAUCUGCGAAGCCCUCCACAUCGACUGCAACAAAGCGCGGUACUCGACAACGCUUAGGCAGAGGUACCAAUUUAGAUAAUAUUGAAAACGUCGAUCCAUCUGUAUUCAAAGUAGAGAACGCUCCGAAAGCACCGGACUCUGCGCGUACAACAAGACGUCGUCGGAAUUUAUAAAUAGGCAAUCAUGAAAACUAUACAAAAAUUUUUUAAUAUUGAAUAUUUUUUAU
This is a messenger RNA of Teleopsis dalmanni, 4884 nucleotides long. RefSeq names its product protein three rows-like. Bases 113 to 4831 code for a protein of 1572 amino acids. The transcript is spliced from 6 exons. Lineage: Eukaryota; Metazoa; Arthropoda; Insecta; Diptera; Diopsidae. The record is from RefSeq and is a predicted model, not a curated record.